Molecule: messenger RNA, 2957 nt
Organism: Mycotypha africana
Lineage: Eukaryota; Fungi; Mucoromycota; Mucoromycetes; Mucorales; Mycotyphaceae
Product: kinase-like domain-containing protein
Exons: 4
Coding region: 272-2761 (829 amino acids)
Biological process (GO): protein phosphorylation
Molecular function (GO): ATP binding; protein kinase activity
Source: RefSeq, a predicted model, not a curated record
UUUGAGUUAGUGUGUUUCUUUCAUUCAUACCAGUGUAGGAAAUAGCGACUAGAUUGGAUUGUAUGAGCAACCUCCUACGUCAACAUGUUAUGGAAGGGCUUCAAAGAGUUUGAAAAAAGACCUAAAAAAAUUGAGUUUGUAAUUUUAAGGGGUUGAAGGAAGAAGACUACUCUCCACCAAGCAUUCUUUUUUAGCUUCAUGUAACCCGCAUUCCUUCUUCCUUUUGCUCUUUCAUUUCAUUGUUCUCUAAAGUGCCCCCAACUACGAAAAAAUGACCAUCCCACAAGAAAUCCUUAAAGAUGACAUGACAGUAUGUGAUAUAGAAAGCUCCAUGGCUGCUGCUACUGCUCCUGCCGCUGCUACUGCUACUGCUGUUUCUACCACAAAAGAGCAUGGCAUUCACGAGAAAAAGUGGAAGUGUUGUGCUAAAACUGACAACAAGAAACGACAAAGCAACAAAGAAAAAAAUGCUCUUGGUCGCUCAUUCAAACGUAAAGAUGCUGAUGAAAAUCGCGUCAAAAAGAAACUGAAAAAGAAAAAUCACCAUAAAAAGAACUGCAGCAAAAAACACUCCCCCCAUCGAACAUCAGCAUUGUCAAACGGUAGUACUCAUUCAAAGUCUUCUAUGAAAAAGCACGCAAAACACCAAUGGCAACUGCAGGAAGAGGAAGAAGAAGAGGAAGACUAUUCAACGGAGACUGUCGGUAGUCAGUCGCAACAACCACCAUCGGAACGACGCCAGAAACAAAUGACAUUCACCGCCUCAGGAACAGUACUGAGCCAAGACAGCGAUGCCAACAUCAACAUUGUCAACCACAAUACAAGCCAUAUCAGCAUCAAAAAUAAGCGGAUUAUAAACAUUUUUAAUGAUACCCAAGAUAGCAACGACGACAGUAGUGUUCUACCCAAUAAUAGCGUUAUAAUCAAUUACUAUAGUAAUAUUCCUACUAACCUCAUUAUCAACCAAAUACCUGCCGACAUUGUCUACUCUAAAGAUACCCAAGCUCAAGAUGGAGUAGCAUUUUCAUAUAACGCACUGCACAAUAGUCUUGAUACAAGUACUACCCAUCGUCAUCAUCAGUCGUUGUUCCAUCUGGAGCACACACCUCCCCUUCAAUACAAAGAGCGACCGAAAAGAAACCAUCGUAACCCCCCCAUGUCCAUCAGUCAAUCGGUCGAUUCAUUGAGAAGCGAUACCUCGAGUAGUCUGUCGUCCAUAGCCACCAUAGCUCUGGAGGAUGAAGACGAACAAGUAGCUGGCCAGCAAGAGACCGUGAACAACCUAACCAUUGCAAUAAAACGAGAAGCAGAAUCAGAAGAUAAUAAUAUUCACUCAACAAAUAAUACAGAUUUGAUCUCACAAAAAUACGUGCAGAUUGAUGAAUCGAACAUCCUACCCAAUAUUGGCAAUCAAAGAUAUGCCACACGACGAAGAGCUUAUCGGCCGCCUGCCAAAAAGAUCAAGCACAUGACGGAGGGCAUUCAAGAGAGUGGUGCACCAAGCGUGGCAGCCACCCACGAGGAGGAAGACAUGCAACAACAGCAAGCAUCCACCCUUCUCGAAAAGAAUCUGUCACACCCCACGGUAGCCAUUCGAACGAAUCCAUCCUCUCGCCAAUCAAAACUGGAAAGAAAAUUGACAACAUUUAUCACUCCACCAGCACAGACAGAAUAUAAAUACAGCACAGAAAAAAAAGUGAGCAGCAACGAGACUUUCACAACAAAACCAACAACCGCACCUACGAAUGGUAUGGCCAAAAAACCCAAGAGCAAGCAACCCUCCAAAAUAGCAAUGACGACAGCUACCACACUUCCCGCCUGUAGCAACAGUCAGAAGCGAGCAAACACCCGCAAUCUGGAGUAUGCUUUCCAGGAACGUAUCGAAGGUUCGCUUCAACUUCAAAAUCGACAUUUGAUUGUAUCCGAUGUCUUAAUUGGGGAAGGUCAGUUUGGCGCAGUUCGUUUAGGAACGUAUAAAGGACUGGAAGUAGCAUGCAAAAUGAAGCGCGACAAGAUUAGUCAUGCGCCUUUCGAAGCACAAGCGAUUCGAGAGCUGCAGUUUGCUGCCAAGUUAUCCGCCUGUCGAUAUGUGAAUCGGUAUAUAGGAUGGACCUAUUGUCAGCGGCAUGUGGUAGAAGAAAGCAAAAUGCAUGCAUCAAAAAAAGGACUGUCACAUCCAAGGUUGUAUAUAAUACAGAACUAUGUGUCAAACGGAGAUGCGAGAACUUAUCUGAACAAGAGAAUGGAUCUUAUUCAACCACAGGAAGUGUUACAAGCAGCCAUUUGUCUGUUCUCCACUCUAGCAGACGCGCAUAGUUUGAAUAUAGGAAUUGUCGAUCUGAAACUGGAGAAUUUUUUAAUUGACUCUUCAGGAACAGGCUGGGUGACAGAUUUCGGUUCCUGUAUAGAAUUUAGAGAAGGCCAAUCCGUCAUUCACUUAGACAAAGAAGGUGUAUCAUGGACUAAAAAUGUGGCCUCUCCAGAAAUGCUGAGAGACCAUGAAUUCUGCAAAGCUUCCGAUGUAUUUAUGGCUAGCUUAAUUAUUGCAGAGCUCAUGACGGCAGAGCUGAGUGAUUCAGAUUUUUACCAUCAUAUUCUAGGAAGAAAUCGACACAAUGGCACGGUUAACUUUUCGUCGAAACCUAUUAAUCGAAAGUUUGCACCCUUCUUUUAUUUACUAAAGAAAGGCUUGGCCAACGAACCUAGCCAAAGACCUUCGGCAACAGACAUUUUGAAUUACCUGUUAAAAAUGAGGGUUUAGAUAACGAUACGAAAGCAGUUAACUGUUCAACACUAUGAGUCAACUAUUUCAAUUUGAAAUCACUACCAAAUGCAUUCAAUAAAGGUGCACCUAUUUAUGUCUUUGCUAUAUGCCCUAAAGUGCUCGCUUUCCUGUCAUGAUCUCAAACCACAUUUUCAUGUCUCCUCUAAAAGACCAAAUAGGGUAUCUAAAAGUA